Messenger RNA from Diaporthe amygdali, 1170 nucleotides. RefSeq lists its product as uncharacterized. Gene Ontology annotation, cellular component: cytosol. The record is from RefSeq and is a predicted model, not a curated record. Gene Ontology annotation, biological process: heme biosynthetic process. The transcript has 2 exons. Bases 1 to 1170 code for a protein of 389 amino acids. Gene Ontology annotation, molecular function: porphobilinogen synthase activity; zinc ion binding. Lineage: Eukaryota; Fungi; Ascomycota; Sordariomycetes; Diaporthales; Diaporthaceae.
AUGUCCUUCUCCAGCCUCGUACAGGACCUUUCAAUCCGGUCAGCCGAAGCCCGCAACAACCGCGAAGACGCUUCGAUGACAUCCGCCGCUUCUACGAUGGAUGGCAUGGCUUCCCGGACAUCCCACAUCUCUCGCGCCAUGUCCUACACCAGCACCGCUGCGACGAGCGUCAGCAUCUCCGGAGACAUUUCCAGCCAGCUUCACGGCGGCUAUAGCCAUGCCCUUGCGCGCUCGUGGCAAGCAGAGCGGCAGCUCACAAAGUCUAUGCUCAUCUACCCGCUUUUCGUUUCCGACCAAGAUGACGAAGAAGUCCUCAUCCCAUCUCUUCCAAACCAGUGCCGCCGCGGUAUCAACAAGCUGAUCCCUUUCCUUGAGCCACUGGUCCAUAAGGGCCUCCGUGCCGUUAUGCUGUUCGGUGUUCCUCUCAACCCCGGAACCAAGGACGCCCUUGGCACCGCCGCAGACGACCCCAAGGGCCCCGUCAUCAGCAGCAUUCGACUUCUUCGACAGCGAUUUCCCCAAUUAUACAUUACAGCAGACGUCUGUCUCUGCGAGUACACCUCUCAUGGCCACUGCGGCAUCCUGCGGGAUGACGGCAGUCUCAACAACCAACUUUCUGUGGACCGCAUCUCCGACGUCGCAAUCGCUUACGCCCAGGCAGGCGCCCAUUGCGUAGCGCCCUCCGAUAUGAACGACGGCCGUAUUCGCGCUAUCAAGCUCAAGCUGAUUGAAGAGGGAAUUGCACACAAGACACUGUUGAUGUCCUACGCUGCCAAGUUCUCUGGCUGUCUAUACGGUCCCUUCCGUGACGCGGCUGGGUCAUGCCCUUCCUUUGGCGACCGGAAAUGCUACCAACUGCCGCCUGGAGGCCGCGGCCUAGCCCGACGUGCCAUCGUGCGUGACAUUGGCGAGGGUGCCGAUGUGAUUAUGGUCAAGCCUGCCAGCCAGUACCUGGACAUCAUUUCCGAUGCGAAGGAGCUCGGCAAAGACCUGCCUAUCGCCGCUUACCAAGUCAGCGGCGAGUUCGCCAUGAUUCAUGCAGCAGCAAAGGCUGGUGUUUUCGACCUCAAAACAAUGGCUUUCGAAUCGACCGAGGGCAUCUUGAGAGCAGGAGCGACCAUUGUUAUCAGCUACUUCACACCGGAGUUUUUGGACUGGCUGUCCACCUAA